AUGUAUGUAGGUUUUCACGUGAAUCUGUCGCAAAACAUUGCCUUGCGAUUCUUGGACGUCCGCCUGUACCGCAUCGAACACGGCUACAACCAGCCUCAGCACACGAUUUGGACCAAAGCAAUGGACGAAUUACACAGCAUCCUCUCCACUAUCCGAAGCCGUCAGCUCGAGCACAUCCAGUUCCAUGCUUGGGUUGGCUACGACGCUGUACGUCACGACUCUGAGUCUGAGCAACCCAGCGUCGUCCUCAAGGAGCUCGACCUGCGGGACCUGCAUGGGGUCAUGAGCCGGCCAAACUUCGAUACAUUGAAGCAUGUCGGGGUGAAGAUGUACAGGUUGCGUUACCCCUAUACAUUCGUGGAUGCAGCCGGCCUUCGUGAGAUGCUCGAGCUCAUGGUCCGUGGCAUAUUACAGCCAUGGUCUGCCAGUGGCAUACUCAACGUUACCUGCUACUAA
Fomitopsis serialis is the source of this 456-nucleotide messenger RNA. RefSeq lists its product as uncharacterized. Bases 1 to 456 code for a protein of 151 amino acids. The record is from RefSeq and is a predicted model, not a curated record. Lineage: Eukaryota; Fungi; Basidiomycota; Agaricomycetes; Polyporales; Fomitopsidaceae. The transcript has a single exon.